AUGGGGCUACCAAGAAAGAGAAGCCAAGAUUUCCAGCUUUUGCAAGAUGGGGAAAUGGAAGAGGGCAUCCACAAGAUCCAG
Messenger RNA from Arabidopsis thaliana (thale cress), 81 nucleotides. RefSeq lists its product as uncharacterized. The record is from RefSeq and is marked reviewed. The transcript is spliced from 2 exons. The annotation marks the transcript as partial. Lineage: Eukaryota; Viridiplantae; Streptophyta; Magnoliopsida; Brassicales; Brassicaceae.